Protomyces lactucae-debilis is the source of this 789-nucleotide messenger RNA. RefSeq lists its product as uncharacterized. The transcript has 2 exons. The record is from RefSeq and is a predicted model, not a curated record. Gene Ontology annotation, molecular function: oxidoreductase activity. NCBI's taxonomy places the organism in Eukaryota, Fungi, Ascomycota, Taphrinomycetes, Taphrinales, Protomycetaceae. Bases 1 to 789 code for a protein of 262 amino acids.
AUGUUCAUCAAGGACAGACUCUUCAUUGUCACAGGCGGUGCUUCAGGCCUUGGCGCUGCAACUGUUAAAUCCCUCUUCGAUCACGGCGCACAUGUCGCUAUCCUCGAUCGCGACGAAGAAGCAGGUCCAGCCAUCUGCAAGGAACUAGACAGUAAGCGUGUCACCUUCUACCAAUGCGACAUGGCCGACGACUCGUCUGUUGAGAAGGCCGUUGCAGAUGCCAUUGCGCAUUCGAAAUCAGUUGGCAUCCCAUUGCGAGGCGCAGCGACAUGUGCAGGUGUCGGUAUGGCCGGCAGAAUUGUAGGUAAGGGAAACAAGCCCUUUGAUCUCGAAACGUUCAAGUAUGUCCUUCAAAUCAACCUCUUCGGCACAUUCAACGUCUGCCGUCUUGUCGCUGCGCAUAUGGCAUCACUUGAUCUGGAUAGCGAGGCGAAGGAACGCGGAGUCUUGGUGAUGGUUUCUAGCGCUGCUGCGACUCAGGGACAGGUUGGACAAGUCAGCUAUGCUGCCAGUAAAGGCGCAAUCAACGCACUCACACUUCCAAUGGCUCGUGAUAUGGCCAAGAUUGGCAUCCGCACCGUGACAAUUGCUCCGUCGCUUUUUGAUACCAACAUGGGCAAGAGCACGCCCGACAAGGCUAGGGAAGCACUCGAGUCGAUGCUUGAGUUCCCGAAGCGAUUCGGCAAUGCUGCUGAGUUUGGUCACAUGGCCCGUAGUUUGAUUGAGAACACCUACGCCAACGGCGAGGUCUAUGCCAUCUCGGGCGCUUCACGUCUUGGUAAAUUAUGA